Penicillium paradoxum is the source of this 1719-nucleotide messenger RNA. RefSeq names its product CAIB/BAIF family enzyme. The transcript is spliced from 4 exons. Lineage: Eukaryota; Fungi; Ascomycota; Eurotiomycetes; Eurotiales; Aspergillaceae. Bases 1 to 1719 code for a protein of 572 amino acids. The record is from RefSeq and is a predicted model, not a curated record. Gene Ontology annotation, molecular function: catalytic activity.
AUGGCAGGAAGCUGCUACUCUCCGGUCCUUGAGACCAGUCGCAUCUUUUCGGAGCUGUGCGAACAAUCAGAGCGUUUCGACCUGCCACCUGAGGUCCUGGCAAACAAGGACCGUGUCUCCUUCUCGACCAGCCACAAUGAAAUCUACUUCCCCAUUCCAUUUAAAGAGACUGAGACGCUCGCGGCCUUGAAAGGUAUUGAGGGCUCUGUAGCUGCUGCCAUCGCGGAUCUGCGAUUUGGUGCUGGUGAGCAACCUCGCGGGGUUCAAGUCAAUCUCGAAAGUGCUACUGCGUUCGGAUGUCAAGCGUACAUGGCAAAGGUGGACGGCUUGUCAAAGCUCGACCCUAAUGUGAAAUCAAAGUUGAAGAACACGGAUUUGUUGGCUGCUCAAUCUAAUGGCUACCGACGUAUGUCCGCCAAUCUUUACAAGACCAAGAAUCCAGAUGAAUAUUUCCACAUUCAUGGAUCAUUGGAGGCUACUACGACAUUGAACAUGAUUGGACUGGAAGGCCAACGACCAGAUCUGACUGAUUAUGAGGAAAUUAUCAAGGUUAUUGAGGCCAAGGUCCAGCGCUAUACAGCCACGGAACUUGAAGAGAUGAAUAAGGAGAGACGUCAGGCCGGUGUGACUGCUUACAAGCACGAGGAUUUCAUUAAGACACCACAUGGAAAACUCAAUGUUCAAGAGCCCGCAUGGAAAGUUAGCAAAUUGCCCGGUGAUCUUCCUCCAACUCCAUUCCCCGCCAGAAAGAACGGCAGCAACAGAAUCCUCGAGGGUGUCAAGGUACUGGAAAUGUGCCGUAUCAUCGCGGGCCCCACUGUCACCCGUAUUCUGGCAGAGUAUGGCGCCGAUGUUCUAAAGAUCACCAGCCCAAGCCUUUCCGAUGUUCCAUUCUUCCAAGUCGAUGGUAACAUGGGCAAGCUUGCAGCAGACCUCGAUCUGAAGAGUGAAGCUGGAAGGAAGGAGUUUGAGAAGCUUCUAGAUGACGUCGAUGUUAUCGUAGAUGGCUACCGUCCCGGAGCGCUGGACAAACUCGGCUACGGCGCCGCGGCUAUGGCCGAGUUGGCCAAGAAGCGCGGCAAGGGUAUUGUCUACGUGAAUGAGAACUGUUUCGGAUACGAAGGCGAGUGGGCUGGUCGCGCUGGAUGGCAGCAAAUUGCCGACUGCGUCACCGGAAUUGCCUGGGCCCAGGGUAAGUUCAUGGGCCUCUCCACGCCUGUUGUGCCCCCGUUCCCCAUCUCCGACUAUGGCACUGGCUGUAUGGGUGCCAUCGCCGCACUGAGCGGUCUCUACCACCGCGCAAAGACCGGUGGUUCUUACCACGGCAAGGCCUCCUUGAUGCACUAUGAUCUCCUUCUCUUUGCCAUGGGCCAAUACCCGGCCGAGGUACAGGAAGAGCUGCGCAAGGUGCAGCCACCUGAGUUCUUCAAGUUGCGCCACUGCGACAGCGUGGACCGCAUCUCUUCCACUGUCCUGAAGGGCAUGCAGGAGCGAUUCCCGCACUUAUACUUACCCGCCGGUCCGGAAUCCGAAGGCCGCAAGCCUUUGACUGAACUGUGGUCGUCGCGUGCCUAUGGUGCGGACAUUGAGGUUGUCAAGCCAGUCGCCAUUGUUGAGGGAGUGAAUAAUCAGUUCGUGCGAUCCAGUCGUCCGAAUGGAUUCGAUCAACCUAAGUGGGAAGACUUCAAUGUGGAGGAGACAGAUGUGAAGAAAUGUUAG